This is a messenger RNA of Diaporthe batatas, 6365 nucleotides long. RefSeq lists its product as uncharacterized. The transcript is spliced from 3 exons. Lineage: Eukaryota; Fungi; Ascomycota; Sordariomycetes; Diaporthales; Diaporthaceae. The record is from RefSeq and is a predicted model, not a curated record. Bases 1816 to 3183 code for a protein of 455 amino acids.
CCCCCCUUGUUGCUGUUGUUGCUGUGUUCUUCUUCUCAGCGCCCCCACCCCUCCCUCCCUAUUGCUCUGGGCCGCUGCUGAGCCCCCGAGCUUCCGAGCUUCGACAGGCUGCCGGUGGCUGUGCCCAGUGGUCAACAACUGCUGCCUAGACGGGACCCGACGUGCGGCAAUCAACGCUGGCACUGCCAGACUGCCAUGUGCGCCUUCAUGUUUUGCCCACCACUGCAGCCCCGGCCUGCUCACGUCCCAGCUUCUUAAGCAAGUCAAGAGCUCGACCUCGGCCCCGGCCCAGGCCCAGGCCCAGGCACCCUAUCAUCGGUACCAGAAGCUACCCCAGGGGUUUGGGGCCGUGAAGGAUUUCGAACUGGCUUCAAGAUCGAGGCAUUUUCGGCCUUUUGCCGCCCCUUGGACGGGCCUGCUGACCAGGCGAUGGGAUCGCCGUGCGAGGCCCCCUCCGCAGCGUCAAAACAGGUGUGGCUAGCACGACAAAAGCAGGACACGCAGGGCCGACAUCUUGGCUCGAUGGGGCAGUUGAGGCAGUUGAGGCAGUCGAGGCAGCUGAGGCAGCUGAGGCAGACUGUCGGGCGAACCACGCUGCGAUCCUUGGCGGCGGGCGAACCAGAUAGCGGACCCGACUAACAGCAGCUCUGCUCUUAGCCGAGAGUUGAGGCUGGCAGGCUGGCCGUCCUGGUCUGGUGCUGCUGUGUGGCGCGGGCUCCUCGCCGAGCCUACAUUAACGACUACAUUCAUGUGUCACGCACGCCGGCUCCGCAUCUUGAGACCUGCAGAGAGCCCUGGCCCGGACGACAUGCAUGUCUCUCACGCUCACUCUUCACUCUCACUCUCUGCCUCAGCCCCCACCACGCCUCACUGGUCAACAAGUACCUCGGGGGGACUACAUCGUCGCCUUCGCGAGCUUGGAACCGCAGCACACAGCGCGCCCUCGUGAUCGGCUGCGCGUGCUCCUUCAUCCCGUCUCGAUGGCCUCGCUGUGAGCAAACAAAAUGGCUCACUGGUGCCGAGAGGAUUCCGUCGACAUGUCUCCCAGUUUGCUGGUACCAGGUGGCCAAGCGGCCACCGAUAUCUUGUCGUCCCAAGGGUGGAGGUGACGUGCAAACAGAUGGGAACACACGCUUGGCCCACCACACCCUCUUCGUUUCCCUGCCCACAAGCCUCGUCCACCCUGCAUCGCGGCUCAUCCCUAUGUGGACCCACUGCUCUCCCUGCCUCUUGCAACAUCCCCGCCAUGUUUUCACCCUUGUUCGUCGGCUAUGGGCAUCACGUCGUCCACUUGCCUCGCUUCUAUUCGACGGCACGAGCGUGCUUGUCAGCCCCGUCGAGGCGACCGUCAUCUGCAGAUUAUCAGGCCUCGAUCGGGAUACACCCCUACUGCGGGCUUGCUUGAUGUCACCGCCCCGUCCUCACCGUUACUUGAGCCUUUUACUGCACGCUCUCUACUUGGGACUCGGCCCUCUGGCGCGUGUGCCUGGCACUUGACGUCGGUACCUGGCUCGCCGAGCUCUGAUUUGAUAGCCCGUCACCCCUGACAGCACACCGGCGCCAGCUUUCUCUACAUGGGCCCCGCCUACGCUUAUCCUUCGCUCUGUUAUUCCGGUCCUGCAUGUCCGCAAUUGGGCAGAGUCUCAGGCUAAGUGGCUGUAUCAUCUUCUAGAAGCCAUGGGUGAGUCAACCUGCAGUUGAGCCUCUUCUCCCUGCCGAAGCUCCUUGCCCGUCAGCGACGCUUCCAUCGCGUCUUGCGGGGCUCCGAGGCCAUUAUGACCGUCUUCUGUGUUGUCCUGGUGGUCCUGCAUAUUUAUGCCUCAUCGCCUAUGCCGACAUCGUUCAUCGUGGCCAUGGGGAGCAAACGCCCAACCAGUCGGACCAAUAAAUCGCUUGUCCCCAUCAUCCCAUGUCUCGUUGUCGGUGUCGUUUGCUCGCCUCAUAUGUCCAAAGUGCCAGUUUUACCAAGCCCGUGCCCUGCCACACCAGACUUGCUCUCUCAUUGUCAAACGGCGCCCGUCCAGCUCCCGGAUCAAGAUAAUUACAUAUAUCAGCCAUAGUCGAGGGCGAACCCUUUUAGCUUCAGCGUCCUCUUCAUCUACCUCCGGGCAUAGCAAUUCAUCUCUGAGAAGUGCCUUUGAUCAAUUUGCGGCAAGAUCCUGCCCCUGCUCGCUUUGUGAAUUCUUUUCCCGCAGUAUUCUCCAUCCGCUCUCCGCAUUCCACAUAGCCGCGUUCCUCUUCAUAAGCCUUGCCGGUGGCCGGCGUGCCCAUGCCAGGAUGUCUGGCGAUCGAUUCGACUACAUACGAGUGCCCACGGCUUACAACAGUUUCGGUUUUGAUGCCAACGACUUGGUAGACUAUAGCAACUACAACGGGAGCCUACAAAGAAGUUUGUCCGGGAUUUCCGACGACACGGCUUCCUUGGGGUCCCCAACGACAUAUCAAGCCUCCCCAAACUUGGACAACUUCAGCUACAACUUCGACUUCACCCACUACCCUAGUAACCCAUUACCAGCACCAAGAUCUACUACGUCCACCACAGGUAGCACCUACGCUACCCCUUGGACCGACACAAGUAGCGCCCGGUACAAAAGCGCGUACAGUUCUCAGUCGGCCGUGACAGGCCCUGUCAACAGACAGUCAAGCAGCGUCAUGGCAACCCAAGCACCAGAAUACGUCUGCCUAUAUGACGGCUGCCGGCAGAAGGCCUUUCGGCGGUCGGCCGACCUGGACCGACACAUAAAGCACGUGCACCUGAAGCCCCCGGACGUGUACUUCUGCGACUACAACCGGUGCCCGCGGAGCGAAAAGGCCGUGGCAGCAACCGGGGGUGCGACGACAACGUCCAGCCUCAUGGAGACAGUCACGUCCCCCGGCGCCGGCGGCAGCAGCACCGCAGCCGGGAUCGGGGCCUUUGGCCGCAAGGACCAUUGCCGUGCGCACUACCGCGAGUAUCACCGGGAGGACAUAACGCGGCGCAACGGGAAGGAGUCCGCCAGCUGGUUCGACGACCGCAACAUCUCCAGCACCUGGUGGCGCUGUACAAAGUGCCUGCGCAAGGUUUCCAACUCGCGGUCCGGGUGGGAGUGCCGCGACUGCGGGCAGAUGCUGGAGCCCGAGCGCAUAAGCGCCCGCAAGAGGAUGGGUAUCAAGGGCUCUUCCUCGUCCUCGAGGGCUUACUGACUGACUGACUGACGGGAGGAGCCGGGUGGCCACUCCUGUCGGUUGUUGGCGGGGGGUGAAGGGUGUGUGGGGGGGGGGAGAUGGCGGGUGUUGUGCCGAUUGGACUCGAGCUUCUGUCUCGUCUCUGUGGGUGGAUUGGCGCUCCGGAGCUGGGUUGCAACGUGUCUAUCACGCUUCGCUGAAGGAUUGACGUCGUGUCACCCGCGGCGGCGACCGCACCCUGCAGGCAGGCAGACAGCAGUUCUCCAAGCCGGGAGGCAAGGCACCAGCUUGGGCUACGCGAGGCUGUCUUGCCGCAUUUUCCCAUCGGGCUUGCGUUCGCGCUCUGCCUUGUUGCCUUGUUGCCUUGUCCCCAUGCAUGCUUUUAUUUCAACACUUCUGCUUCUUUAUGAGGCACCCGCACACCCACUGACACGCGCAAAGCAGGAGGUCGAGGCGGGCGGAAAGGGAAGGUUCAAUGGGCUUUAUUCUGUUCUUGUAACCCCCAAUUUUUGAAGUUUUGCGUAUUUCCUGUCGCCCUUCCCACUUGCAUAUCGCGUCAAUCUCCCGGCGCCUGGUGUUUGCUUGACACAGUGCCUCGUGGCUUUUCCGUUGCUGCUGCUGUCUACAGAGUUCCCAUAUCCAUGGCGUCUUUGGAGCAUCCCAGGAUCAUCGGCAGCCUGGAUCGGGCUCUUCAGAGCAUGGCUUCAAUGUUCACAUCCUUUUUUUCUCUGCCUUUGUUUUUUUCUUUCCUCUUUUUUCUUUUUCUUUUUCCCUUUACAACUAUCGCUCUGUGCUCUUGUUUUCUCCAGCUCAUGGGGCUGCCUUGCUUGGUUCGCUUUGGAGGGGUGCGGUGUGGCGCGGUAUGGCGAUUCAAGGCAGACUGACAGGCGUAACGGCGUAUUAUGAGGUUGAAGUGCAUUUUUCACUCAGAAGAUUGGGUUGGCGUUGGGCGAGGCGCAAUGUCAGCCGACUAAGAUGGUGUGGAGAGACCGGUGCUUGUUGGUGGUUAUACGUUGGUGCGGUUACACAGCAUGAGGAUAAGAGGCGAGGGCUUCUGUCAGUGUUGUGGCAGUGUAAAAUUCAUACACAUAUUGCUCGGAUGACGAAACUUUGCCAGGAAAGUUCCCACGCCAUCAUUUGCCUUUUAAACGCCGUCAGAAGUGCUUUCUAUAACUGUAAAUCUGCCUACUUAAGUAGGUGAUGUAUAAUUUAAUUGCACGUGGGCUGCCAUUAUACGCACAACCUGUUUCCGUUAUGAACAAUAGCCAAUGAGGACGUGGUCGAUCUCAUGUUGAUCACUACAACUUUCCCAGUUUCACUGCGUCUACGUCCUACAGGACGAAGCAUAUUCAAUUACCAAUCUGUUAUGGUGAUUGGGGUCCGGGGCCAUAGCCCGUUCUCAAAGCAUUUUUGCAACCAUAUCGCCUUUGAUCACGUGUAGCCUUAAACUUUUAAGCAUGCGCAACGGCUCACCUGUGAUCAAUAGGAGAUGGCCCAAGGCCUAUGUCAAUCGUAUAUACAUGCAACGGCUUUGUGAUCUGGCUCUGGCCGUCCGGCUGGAAAGGAGCUCCCCGGUUCAACUGCGCAGCCGGCAGCCACAGCCUGUUCUGGUUGUCAACCCACAUCGCAUCAACCCAGAGCAGUCUCUCGUCCCGGACAAUUGUUGUCCUCGUGCCAUUGGGAUAGAUCUUUUCAACAGCGUGACGGUCCGUGUCACUGACAUAAAUGUUCCCCUCGGAGUCGAUAGCGGUCCCGCCGGUGGACGGCGUCAGCGCAUACGGCUCAACAUGGCCAGACAAGACGCCCAAGCUUGCCAUGGAUGAGUUGUAGAACGCCUCGUCAAGGAACCUUGUCUCGAUACGCGACAUGCCUCCGGAGGCGGGCUGAUAGUAGAGCCACUUUCCGUCCGGGCUGACCUCUAGCUGGUCCGCAUGUACGUACGAGGGCUCCCCUGAGGAAGACCGCAGGAUGGUGCCCUCACCGCUCGGGGGCGUGAACGCCCCGACAGACAGGUCGCCUUCCAGGAGCCGCACAGCAUGACCGCUGUCCAGGUCAAGGACGAUAAGCGCGCCGCCGGCGCCGGCGUCGGUCAGGUAGGCCCUGGCUCCAGUGGAGUCGAAUCGUACGUCGUCCAGCAGGCUGUCGGAAAGUGUCACGUUCCCCAUGGGGUAGACACGUGCGACCUCAUUUGUGCUUGUGUCGACGACAACCAGCUUGGGGCCUUGGGGAAGGAUGACAGGGCUGCCGAAGCCAGGAGAUCCGGUGUCGACCAGCCACAGGUUGCCAGCGGGGUCGACACGCUGGCUAUUGACGCGUACGAGGGUAGUGGACGGGUCACUGUCACUGUCCGGGCCGGCAUAUGAGUUCCACCGUGAGUCUGGGUACGGGACGGUGGUACCGUUGACCCACUCGACCACCUCGGGCAGGCCCAUGGCCUGCGUGCCGUCGACGCGGGCGUAGAGAACAAAGAGGCGGCCGUCUUGGGUUGUGCUGACGCCAUUACAGGGCGUGUCGAGGGUCAGAGCGACCUGGACGCGGGGGUCUUGAGAGGCCAGGCGAGAGGAAGCCACCGCAGCGGCCAGCACAAGGGGGCGAAGACGCAUAUUCCGUCAAAGUCACAGUAAUGUUGCCCUCGGCGGUGUGGCCAGGCGGCUUGACAAGAUGUCAUGCACACGCUCAUGGAUCCGUGGGUGGUAUUUAUACCCAGCACCACGGCCAUGAGGACGGAUUGAGUGGUACAAUGCCGCAGUGGUGACGUGCGGAACCCCGCCAUGAGGCGUGAAUGAGCUGCUUAUCAGCCAAUCUGCAUGGUGAUGGCGAUGCAGCCCACUGCUCACUACAUACCCGGUACUAUGCAGUAAGUACCUAGGUAGGUAGCAAAGCCGGCGCGAACCCACAGAGAUGAGCCGCACAUAAGCCCACGGCUGAUCCUGGCAUCGGCUGCCGGGUUGUGGGGAAGCAUGUGGUUCCUGACAGCCUCGCAGCCGUCGACAAGUCUCGGGGGACUUCAGGAAGGCCUCUCGCGCAUGCACCACGCUGGGCACGCGUGAAGCCAUUGCGAACUGGCAGGCAGCUGGUAGGAUGGCUGGAUGGCUGGAUGGCUGGAUGGCUCGGUCAGUGAAGAAACAGCUGGGGUCGGUCCCUUGGCGGCACCGAGUCCAGGUCCCGCCGGGUGGCUGUUUCGCACCAGCAAGUCAGAC